This is a messenger RNA of Racocetra fulgida, 341 nucleotides long. NCBI's taxonomy places the organism in Eukaryota, Fungi, Glomeromycota, Glomeromycetes, Diversisporales, Gigasporaceae. The record is from the annotation of a GenBank genome assembly.
GUUGAACGCAACGCCAUUGACCAAGAAAUGGUGAGUAGACAUAUCGCUGAAUUAAGGAGCUCUUUAUCUCAGCCCGAACCUAGUAUUAGUACAGAGGUAUGGUUGGACGCUCUGCACUUUUACUCUUUCGAACAAAUAGACCUUCAUUUACACGACAAUCCGCCUGUUAACAACAUCUAUGCUACGCACUUCCUCCCGCCGGAACUUAUCGAUAAUCCCAAAUCCGUGUCAAUCAACCCGGAGUACUAUACUUUGACAUUCCCAGACGAUGCUCACUUUACUUACACACCCGAAGGACAUAGCCCAGACUCCUACACGCAAAAUACUGCCAACUCAAUCAG